AUGAAUACAGCUGUCAACGUGAAAGUUGGACGUAAUUUCCGGUGUGCUGUUGAUAUGAUUCCGGUCAGACUGUGCAGGUUUUACCCAGCUUGGAAGGUGUUAUUGUGGCCGUCUGUCUGUUAUUUGUCCAACAUGCCUCUUGAGGUGAAGCCUCGUUUUGUUGUGUUGUACGGCUCUCAGAAGGGUCAGGCUCAGUCCAUAGCUGAGGGCAUCGCCGAGGAGGCUGAGGAGCACGGCCUGAUUGCUGAUCUCUGCUGCCUGAACCAAAACGACAAGUACAACUUGGAGAAGGAGCGUGCCCCGGUAGUCUUUGUCGUGUCUACCACUGGAGAUGGGGAGCCUCCAGACAAUGCCCUACAGUUUGUGAAGCGCAUCAAGAAAAGGACCCUCUCCCCUGAUCACUAUAAACACCUUUUAUAUGCACUUUUAGCUUUAGGAGACACAAAUUACGCAAAUUUCUGCAACUGCGGGAAGACAAUUGAACGUCGUCUUCGGGAACUCGGAGCCAAACAGUUCUACCCGACGGGGUACGCAGAUGACGGCGUAGGGUUGGAGCUGGUUAUUGACCCUUGGCUCAAAGGACUGUGGAAUUCCAUUAAAGACACCUUAUCAAAGAUGGCUUCUGACAGAACUGUCCAACUUAAGGAAGAUUCUGCCAAAGAAAUUCCUGAGUCAUUCUUACCGGACGUCCAGUUGAACCUCUUGAGCAUCGCUGAUAAACAGAUCUGUGAGCCAGACUCUAAAUAUCCUUCUUCUUUGGCCAUUUCUGAUGUCAGGCCAGCUUCAGCGUCAACUGUCUCUUCAUCAGCACCAAAAACACAAGCCUGUAGUGAAGGAGUCCCCCAGGUUUCCUUGGCAGCCUCACUGACAAGCUCCCUACCGCCGCUGUCUGAGUCCUCUCUGAAUGUUCCUGCGUUGCCUCCGCCAUACUUAGACGUUACUUUACAGGAAGCAGACGCUGUGGAGCAGGCUGUUGAACGUUUGAGCAAGGAGACUUGUAAUGAGGUGCCCAUCUCUAAGGCGGUUCAGCUGAGUAAAGGAGACUCGGUGAAGACAGCUCUUCUGCUGGAACUGGAUAUUUCUGCUUUCCCAUCCAUGACCUAUCACCCUGGAGAUUCUUUUGACGUGUUUUGCCCAAAUGUGGCCGAAGAGGUGGACCAUCUGCUCCAUAGACUCGGCUUUCAGGACCAGAAGAACCAUCGCGUUCAGAUCUCUCUUAAACACAAUACAAAGAAAAGAGGUGCUCAAGUGCCACCACACAUUCCUGAAAAUGUUUCACUGCUGUUCCUGCUCACUUGGUGCCUUGAGAUCAGGAGUGUUCCUAAGAAGGCUUUUCUGCGAGCGCUGGUGGAACAUACGUCAGACAGCGCCCAGAGGAGGAGACUGCAGGAGCUCUGCAGUAAGCAAGGUGCUGCAGACUACAACCUCUAUGUACGAGAUCCAAACCUCAGUGUGUCGGAGCUUCUCACAGCCUUCCCGUCCUGUUCGCCUCCUCUCAGCCUCCUAAUAGAGCUUUUGCCAAAACUGCAGCCCAGGCCUUAUUCAGCAGCAAGUUCCCAUCUCAGGCAUCCGGAAAAACUGUGUUUUGUCUUCAACGUGGUUGAGUUCCCAGCGUGCUCUGGGAGGCCCACAGGCAGGCGAGGCUUGUGCACCGGCUGGCUGUUUGACCUCGUCAAUCCUGGCCUGGUUUUCCCUGAGAAGGCUGAACUGGCUCUGCCAAAGAUUCAUGUGAGUUUGAGACCCAACUGCUCCUUUCGACCUCCCUCUGACCCUUCGCUGCCCUUCAUUAUGAUUGGACCUGGAACUGGAGUGGCUCCUUUUAUAGGCUUCCUUCAGCAAAGAGAGGAGGAGAAGAAGGAAAACCCCGAGGCCAAGUUUGGUGAAACCUGGCUGUUCUUUGGUUGUCGCUACAGGAACAAAGACUACCUGUUCAGAGAGGAACUGGAGAACUUUGUGUCCAGUGGCACCUUGAAUCACCUGAAAGUGUGUUUCUCCAGAGAAGAUAGGAAGGAUGAGGAGGAACCUCCCUCAGCAGCACAACCCAGAUACGUCCAACACAAUCUGUUGCUCUGCUGCCGACAAGUCACCGACAUCCUGCUCAGACAGGACGGCUAUAUCUAUGUCUGCGGGGAUGCCAAGAACAUGGCCAAAGAUGUGAAUGAGACCCUAGUGGAGAUGAUUAAAACUGAGCUUCAAGUGGACCAACUGGAGGCCAUGAAGACACUAGCAGGACUUAGAGAGCAGAAGCGCUACUUACAGGACAUCUGGGCCUGACUGUAGAUGACUAGAUAAAGGAUUUUUGCUGCAUUUGCUGGACUAAAAAAAAAAAAAAAGGAUAGUGCAAGAUAUAUAUUUAGCCUUCUCAGCUGUAACCUCUUGAUCCAUAAAAUUGUCGCUGCAGACGCUUGAAGGUAGUUUACGCCAGCCAAUGUCACCGAGAUAGAGUCACCCAUGUGACCUGUGGAUAUCAGUUCAGUCCACCUUCCUUGCCUUUGCUGUUUAAACAGAGCUGACCUUGGUCAGUGCUGGAGAUUAGCCCCGCGGUGUGAAAAGGCUUUUAGUGUAGACACGACGCCUCGGUUUGUCCUUUCUGAUGAAAAGGCAUUUAUUACUGUCGGCCUUAAUGGAGUGACUUUGAUGAGACUGAGCGCGGGAUACUUUUCGCACCUUGACAGCACAUUAAUCUGUAUUUUUUAUUUUUUUUAAACCGCGCAUACACACAAAUAAACUGAGGCAUUCAAGUAAGGGGAAAUUGUUUUUCUUUCUUGUGUUUGUUCUUGUCGUCUGUUUCAACUAAAUGUACCGCUGCUAAAACUCGAUCUGUCACUACUUUUGUAUUUUUUUGAUUCAAUGUUUUUUUUGUUUUUUGUUCUUGUUUUUUGUUUUUUUUUUUUACAAAAUCCCAAGUGCUACAAUUAUUGCAUCCCUACAGUUCGUAUAAAACAAAAACAAAUUUAAUUGAAGGUUGUUUUUUUUUGUGUUAUUCAUGUAGAAAAUACUAUCUUGGAAAUUUUAACUCAUUUAUUCUUUUCCUGAUGUGUGAAUAUGAAGCGAGGCAGGUCAGAGGCGACCUCUCUCUGCAGGUUUACGACGGAAAUGUUUAGUGAGUCAACCUUGUGAAAUCUUCUAAGACUGAACGAUCUCCUGUAGGUAAAGCUAGGAUUGUUCAAGAAUUAACACGAGGGGGGCUUGUAAUCGGCAUCAAUGAUUUUACUUGGAGUAAAAAAAAUAGAAAAGAGUUCUGUUAAUGUUAAUGUUGAAAUGUCCUCAGAUUAAAGGUUGACCUUUUUCUACAAUUUCACUGUCAGAUUAUGAUUAUGAUAAGCUUUUCUUUUUGGCUUGUAUCACCACUUUUUUGUAAAAAAAAAUGUUGGAUUCAAUUUUGUUUUCCCCCAUUAGGCUCUUAUAAAGGUUGAGUGUAUGUUAUGCUUAUUAUAGAUAUGUUUACUUUCCACAGAACUGUAAGAGGUUUAAAAGUUAAUUUAAAUUUGCUGAGUUUACGCAUCUGUCUGUUUUAAAACCCCUCCCCGCUGAAACGUCCAGUAUUGGUUCGGAUCGUCCUACUGAUUGCUUCUGAGUGGACUGAACUUAACCUUGUUAGCCACAAAGCAAGCAUUAUGUAAAUGUGUUUCAUUCUGAUGGAUUAAACGGAACAAGGUGUCUCAGG
This is a messenger RNA of Xiphophorus hellerii (green swordtail), 3667 nucleotides long. It is a transcript of the gene mtrr, whose product is annotated as 5-methyltetrahydrofolate-homocysteine methyltransferase reductase. NCBI's taxonomy places the organism in Eukaryota, Metazoa, Chordata, Actinopteri, Cyprinodontiformes, Poeciliidae. Bases 1 to 2274 code for a protein of 757 amino acids. Gene Ontology annotation, biological process: homocysteine metabolic process. Gene Ontology annotation, cellular component: cytosol. The record is from RefSeq and is a predicted model, not a curated record. Gene Ontology annotation, molecular function: flavin adenine dinucleotide binding; [methionine synthase] reductase (NADPH) activity; FMN binding. The transcript has 15 exons.